Molecule: messenger RNA, 1739 nt
Organism: Leptopilina heterotoma
Lineage: Eukaryota; Metazoa; Arthropoda; Insecta; Hymenoptera; Figitidae
Gene: Daao1
Product: D-aspartate oxidase
Exons: 6
Coding region: 79-1086 (335 amino acids)
Molecular function (GO): FAD binding; D-amino-acid oxidase activity
Source: RefSeq, a predicted model, not a curated record
UUAUUAUACUGUGAGUAUGAAUCAUUUGAUGCGUUUCAUUUCAUAUUGUGACAAUAAAUAGUUGAAAUUGAAUUAGAAAUGAAAGUCGCGAUUGUCGGCGGUGGAAUUGCUGGCUUAUCAACGGCUCUUAAUUUACAGAAUGAAUUUAGAGAUUCAAAAAUUACAAUUUUCGCUAGUAGUUUUGAAGAUACGACAAGUCAUGUUGCUGCUGGUAUUUUCCGAGUUGGAACAUCAUUCUCUGGACCCACUGACGAGAUAACUUGGAAAUGGGUGAAAGAUUCCUAUGAAUAUUAUGAUGAAAUUAGAAAAUCGGACGAAGCUGCUUUAGCCGGUAUUACAAAUGUCUCUGGCUAUAUAUUUGCAAACUCUUCUCCAAAUGCUGUAAAGAAUCAAUGGAUGGAGAAUCUAGUUCCAAUUUAUAGGAAAGUGACUCCUGAGGAAUUCCAAAUUGUUGGAGGAAAUUGGAAAUAUGGAUCAUAUUUUACAACGAUUCUUAAUCAAACCAACAUUCAUCUUCCAUGGGCAAAACAAAAAUUAAAUUCAAAUGGAGUUACUACGAUUGAAAAAACAGUAAAAUCGCUGAAAGAUUUAUUUGAUUAUGAUUUGAUAAUAAAUUGCUCAGGACUCGGAGCUCGUGAACUUUGCAACGAUAGACACAUGGUUCCAAUUCGGGGUCAAGUUACAAAAGUGAAAGCUCCAUGGAUAAAGACUUUCUUUUACGGAGAGAAUGAUACUUACAUCAUUCCAGGAUUCAAUGGUAUUUGCACUCUGGGUGGAAUUCGAUCAUUCGAAUCAGUUAAUCGUGAAGUUUGUCCUCACGAUGCGGCAGCAAUUCGAGAAAGAUGCUUAAAAUUACUUCCAUCACUGUCGAAAGCUCAAGUUCUACGACAUCUCACGGGAUUGAGACCCCAUCGCGAGGGUCACGUUCGUGUUGAAUUGGAACGCAUUUCUAAUGGUCUCGUUUCAAAAAUGGUGGUCCAUAAUUACGGUCACGGUGGUUAUGGCAUUUCCACAGCUCCAGGAACGUCAAAAUAUGCCGUUGAACUUGCAAAAGAAAUUCAUCGACUGUCCUCCUCUCGACUUUAAUUGAAAAGUAAGAAAAAAAAUCUAUUCAUUGCUUUCGAUAAAAAUGAAAAUUACAAAACUUUCUAAAAGACAGACAUUUUUUUUAUUGACAAAAAAAAACAUGUUUCACUCUGAAUUUAUACAAGAAAAUCACUACUGCGCAGUAAUACUGGGUGAGAAAGUCGUCCAUCUGUAAAUUUUACCACGAGCGAUGCGCAAUAAUCGCGCGUGAUUUUACAACUGGUUUUUUAUUUUUCAUUUUUGGUCGGAAAUUAAAUGAUUCGCAGAAGUUUAGUCAAUAGAGAAAAAUAAAUUGAGAAUCUGUGAAUUAAACAAUGUUCACAAAGCACAGAUAUUUAUAAUACGUGACUUUAAAAGAAGCGUUUGUGGAAAUUUUUGUUCUAUUGAAAGAUCAAAAAAAGGAAAACAAAGCCUCGCACGUAAAACGCUGUUUGAAAUUCUUUCAAGAAUUUUUCUUUUUUUUUUCGUCCGAAAGAGAUGAUUUUCUUUUUCUUUUCACCGGGCACGAAGAGAGACAGCGAAAAAUUGAUUAAAGCGAGCACUAAUGGAUUUUUGAGAUUUUCUCACGAUUAUCUGGCCAAAGAUAUUCGUCCGCUAGGCACGCUUAAUUUGUAAAUUUGAGAAUAAAAAUCCUGGUUUUGAUUUUCACGCUA